Molecule: messenger RNA, 2404 nt
Organism: Solanum pennellii
Lineage: Eukaryota; Viridiplantae; Streptophyta; Magnoliopsida; Solanales; Solanaceae
Product: isoflavone 2'-hydroxylase-like
Exons: 2
Coding region: 816-2348 (510 amino acids)
Molecular function (GO): iron ion binding; heme binding; oxidoreductase activity, acting on paired donors, with incorporation or reduction of molecular oxygen
Source: RefSeq, a predicted model, not a curated record
UUAGAGUAUUUAAGAUGAUGUUUCAACAUUUUGGAUCUAUUGUUUUAUGGGUUUCAAUGAUGAAAAAAAUUACCUAACUAAGCAAACAUGCUACUAUAACUAUUUAACCACAGAGUAUCACUUUCAUAAACUAUUCAGUUCUGAUUUUGGUUUAAUUUUACUUGGGGACAAUGUUUACAUGCCUAGAAAUAAUGAUUGAUAUGUAUCUGUGUAUAGAUACACUUAAUACAUCAGUCCAUAUUUGAUAUUGGUAAUUUGAUGAAUGUAUAAGUGCAUAUUUGAUACCAGGUACACAUAUCUAAGCACGGAUACAUCAAUGUAUAUUUGAUACUUGAUACUUGAUACAUGAAAUUGGAUGAAACUGAUAAAGGAUACACCAGAUAAAAUUGAUAUUGGAUGCAUUGAUGAUAUUGAUAUUGAAUACAUAUACGCUGCAUAUAUUAAUGCAUAUUUGAUACCGGACAAAUGAACCUAAAUUAGAGUACAUCCAGAAAAAUUAUGUCUUGUCAUUCGUCAUCAAUCUUCAAUUGCCUAAAUAAAUUCUAAGGUCCUGUUUAUUGGAUGUUUACUUGUUAGUAUUUAAUUCCUUCCUGUUUGAUUACAAGGAUAACUUUUCUAUAAAUAAUAAAUUUCUACAACUAACCUACAUUAUUAAGGAUUAAACAAAUACCUAGCCAAGAAAUAUUGAUCAAUUUAGAUUACAAAAUCAAGACUUGAUGACACUUAUUUAUUCUUGUUCUAAACUGCAAAGAUCUUCAUACAAGUAUAAUAAAACUAGAUAAUUAUCAGAAAUAAUACUACAAUUCUGAUCAUCCAUGGACAGUCUUUGUCUGUAUUUCCCAGUUCUGUUCCUUGUUCUUUAUAUCAUAAGCCACCAAUUUCUUGACAAGAUACAAAACCUUCCACCUAGCCCAUUUCCAGCACUCCCUUUCAUUGGCCAUCUCUACUUAUUGAGUAGACCUUUCCAUAGGGCUUUAUUCAAAGUCUCGAAUCAUUACGGUUCAGUAGUGUUUCUUCAAUUUGGCUCUCGGCCUGUCCUCCUUGUUUCAUCACCUUUAGUAGCAGAAGAAUGUUUUACUAAAAAUGAUAUCAUCUUUGCCAAUCGUCCUGAUUUUCUCAGUGGUAAGUAUUUCGGGUACAAUUUUACUAGCCUCGCUUGGUCUUCUUAUGGAGAGCACUGGAGAAAUCUUCGAAGAAUUUCCACUCUUGAAGUUUUAUCUUCCUAUAGAAUUCAGACACUAUCAAUCAUCCGUUCUGAUGAAAUAAACUACCUGAUUCGCAGACUCUUUAGAGUCUCCAUAGAGAGUUCAGAAAUAAUUGUGGAGAUGAAAUCAUCUCUUUUUAACUUCACGUUCAACGUGAUAUCAAGAAUGAUUGCAGGGAAAAGAUACUAUGGGGGGAACUCAAAAGAAGCUAUGCUAUUCCAGGAUAUAUCAAAGGAUACAAUAAACACUGCUCCAAAGGCUAAUAUUUUGGAUUUCUUGCCAUUUAUGAGGUGGUUUGGAUUGCAUAGUGUUGAGGAAAAGAUGAUGGAACUACAGAAGAAGAGAGAUAACUUUAUGCGAAAGGAAAUAGACGAGCAUAGUCGAUUAAAGAGCAGUGGUUCUUUUCCUUCAGCAGAGGUUGUCGCAGGGAAGAAGAAAACUAUAAUGGAAGUUUUGUUAGAUUUACAGAAAACAGACCCCAAAUACUACACAGAUAAAAUGAUUAGAAACCUACUGCUGAUCCUACUCCAAGCUGGAUCAGAUACUUCAGCAAUAACAUUAGAAUGGGCUUUUUCACGCUUGCUUGACAAUCCAGAAAUUUUAAAGACGGCACAAACUGAAAUUGACAAUCAGGUUGGACAAGACCGCCUGAUUGAUGAAUCCGAUUUGGCUCAACUUCCUUACAUCAGAUGCAUUAUCAAUGAGACAUUGCGGAUGCAUCCAGCAGCCCGUUUACUUUUGCCUCACCUUUCAUCAGAAGAGUGCAAAGUCUCAGGAUAUCGAGUUCCGCGUGGAACAAUCCUAUUAGUGAAUGCAUGGGGGAUACAUCAUGACCCUAAGGCAUGGGAGGAUCCAGAAAAGUUCAACCCUGAUAGAUUUAUAGGCUUUGACAGUGUCAAAGAGGGCUGCAAGUUUAUUCCGUUUGGAUCAGGAAGGAGGGGUUGCCCUGGUGAGAACCUAGCAAUUCAUGUCAUUGGAUUGGCACUAGGUUCACUUCUUCAAUGCUUUGAGUGGGAUAAGCCCAAUAGUGAGAUCAUAGAUAUGAGCGAAGGCACUGGAUUCACAAUUUCACCAAAGGUUCAGCCGCUGUUAGCAAAAUGUUCUCCACGACCACACAUGGUUAAACUUCUUUCUGAAAUAUGAGAAUCUAAUAAUGUACGCCAUCAUAAUUCCACAUGAAUAACUAUGUAUUUUUAAGA